CUUCUGGGAGGGUGUGGCCUGGAAAACGGCUUUUAGACAAAACUGUCACUUUAUAGGUCAGCUAGAGACAGACUGGCUUUGCUGUCUUCAGAAUAAUGUCACCCAAGCCCCUUUCCUGUUUUCUGCACUUCUGAAAGAUCUAGUCUAGGCUCUGGCGUCUCCUCAAUCUUGGAGGAAGAGGAGGAAGUUGGACUUCUUUGAAGAAGUUGAGGCCACUAUUCCUGUUGCGGGUGGAAGAGCAUGAUUUUUACAAUUUAUAGAAGGUCUAUUUGGGAACUGUUUACUGUGACCACAAAACCCUGAACAUUUGCUUUGAACAUGAACCCACGACAAGAAAAGUCACAGGACCGAGCCAUUGUCAGAAUAGCCGCUCAUUUGCCAGACCUCAUUGUCUACGGAGAUUUCUCUUCAGAGCUACCAUCUGUGGAUUAUUUUGAUGGAGUCUUGAUGUUUGUUGAUAUUUCAGGUUUUACUGCAAUGACUGAAAAGUUCAGCACAGCGAUGUACAUGGACCGAGGGGCUGAGCAGCUGGUGGAGAUCCUCAACUACUACAUAAGUGCAAUAGUGGAGAAAGUGUUGAUUUUUGGAGGAGACAUCUUAAAAUUUGCAGGUGACGCCUUGCUAGCCCUGUGGAAGGUGGAGCGAAAUCAACUGAAAAACAUGAUCACAGUGGUAAUUAAAUGUAGUUUGGAGAUCCACGGUUUGUUUCAAUCUCAGGAGUGUCAAGAAGGCCUGGACAUCCGAGUCAAGAUAGGCCUGGCUGCGGGCCACAUCACUAUGCUGGUGUUUGGAGACAAAACACGCAACUUCUUUCUGGUGAUUGGUCAGGCAGUGGACGACGUGCGCCUUGCACAGAACAUGGCCCAGAUGAAUGAUGUCAUUCUGUCACCAAACUGCUGGCAGCUCUGUGACCGCAACAUGAUUGAAAUAGAGAGAAUUCCUGACCAGAGAGCAGUUAAGGUUAACUUCCUAAAACCACCCCCUACGUUUAACUUUGAAGAAUUUUUCACAAAGUGUAUGGCUUUCAUGCAUUAUUAUCCUUCUGGUGACCACAAAAACCACCUAAGGCUUGCAUGCGUGCUGGAGUCUGAUCCUGAGCUGGAGCUGUCCCUACAAAAGUAUGUGAUGGAAAGCAUAUUGAAGCAGAUUGAUGACAAACAGCUCCGGGGUUAUUUAUCUGAGCUCCGCCCAGUGACAAUUGUGUUCGUAAACCUCAUGUUUAAGGAACAAGACAAAGUAGAAGACAUAAGUGAGGCCAUCCAGGAUGCCUGUGUGCAUAUUAGUUCUGUCCUGAGAGUCUUCCGAGGCCAAAUCAAUAAAGUCUUCAUGUUUGACAAGGGCUGCUCCUUCCUCUGUGUCUUUGGUUUCCCUGGGGAAAAGGCACCUGAUGAGGUCACUCAUGCCUUGGAAAGUGCUGUGGAUAUAUUUGACUUCUGCUCUCAGGUCCACAAAAUCCAUACCGUUUCCAUCGGCGUUGCCAGUGGGAUCGUCUUCUGUGGGAUCGUUGGACACUCUGUGAGACAUGAGUACACAGUCAUUGGGCAAAAAGUCAACAUAGCUGCCAGGAUGAUGAUGUACUACCCAGGAAUCGUGACCUGUGACUCUGUCACCUACAGUGGCAGCAACCUACCAGCAUACUUUUUUAAAGAGCUUCCAAAGAAAGUCAUGAAAGGUGUUGCAGAUUCUGGACCAGUCUAUCAGUGUUUGGGCCUUAAUGAGAAAGUCUUGUUUGGUAUGGCAUACCUCAUCUGCAACAGAAAUGAGGGUUACCCUUUGCUGGGACGUGAUAAGGAGAUCAGAUACUUCAUGUGUAGUAUGAAGGAAUUUUUGAUGUCAAGCUGCAGCCGAGUCCUAAUGUAUGAAGGAUUGUCGGGAUAUGGAAAAAGCGAGAUACUUAAGGAAAUUGAGUACCUGGCCCAAGGUGAAAAUCAUAGGACUAUUGCUAUUGCAUUGACUAAGAUCAGCUUCCAUCAAAAUUUUUAUGCCAUCCAGAUUCUCAUGGCCAAUGUGCUAGGUUUGGAUAUUUGUAAACAUUAUAAAGAACGACAGACUAACCUUCAAAAUAAAGUCAAGAAACUCUUGGAUGAAAAAUUCUAUUGUCUUCUUAAUGAUAUUUUCCAUGUCCAGUUCCCUAUUUCACGAGAGGUUUCAAAGAUGUCCACUGUGAAAAAACAAAAGCUAUUGGAAUCAUUGUUUAUGAAGAUCUUGGAGCAAACAGUGAAAGAGGAGAGGAUUAUUUUCAUCAUCGAUGAGAGUCAGUUUGUCGAUACCACCUCCUGGGCCUUUAUGGAGAAGCUUAUUCGAACUGUCCCUAUCUUCAUCAUCAUGUCCCUGUCACCCUUCGUCAACAUCCCCUGUGAAGCUGCCAGUGCCAUAAUGAAGAAUAGGAAUACCACCUACAUCACUCUUGGACCUAUGCAGCCUCAGGACAUUCGCAACAAAGCUUGCCUGGACCUCAAUGUCCAGGGAAUCCCCAAAGAACUGGACUUGUAUCUGGUGGAAGGAAGCUGUGGGAUUCCAUUUUACUGUGAAGAAUUGCUUAAAAAUCUUCAUCACCACAAGAUACUUGUUUUCCAACCAGUGGAAUAUGAAGAAAAGACAAAUAUCACCUGGACCAACCUGUUCAAAAAUUUUGCUAAUCCAAGUGAGGAAUUAAGAGUACUUACUCUCAAUAAUGAGGAAAAAAAUGAAGUCUGUAACCUUGUUAGAGGUGUCAGAUUGAAAAACUUGUCACCACCAGCAUCACUGAAAGAAAUCUCUCUGGUCCAGUUGGAUAGUAUGAGCCUUUCCCACCAGAUGCUGGUGAGAUGUGCAGCCAUCAUUGGCCAGAUCUUUACUACAGAGCUGCUGUUUGAGGUUCUCCCUUGUUGGAACAUGAAGAUGAUGAUCACUGCCCUGGCAACCCUAGUAAAAUCCAAUGUCUUUGACUGUUUCCGGAGUGGCAAGGACCUCCGAAUGGCCCUACGACAGAAUCCACCCUCAUUUGAGGUCAACUGUCGCUCCCAGUUCCUGAAGCCCACUGCUGGCAUGGCUCACAGUGCAAGCGAAGAGCUUCUUGAACUGGAAAGCGAAGUGAUUGAGUGUCACAUCAUUCGAUUCUGCAGACCCAUGAUGCAGAAGACAGCUUAUGAGCUGUGGCUGAAGGACCAAAAGAAAGCCAUGCACUUGAAAUGUGCCCGCUUCUUAGAAGAAGAUGCCCACAGAUGUGACCACUGCCGGAGUGGGGACUUCAUUCCCUAUCACCACUUCACGGUGGACAUUCGGCUCAACGCUUUGGACUUGAAUACCAUCCGGAAGAUGGCUAAGUCCCAUGAAUUUCAAUUGGAAGAAGAGAUCACCUCUUUCAAAAUAGGGAUUCCAAAGAAAUUUGACAUAUUUCCUGAAAAUUUCAGUUCUGAAGAAAUCAGAGAAAAGAUUUUGAGUUUCUUGGACUUCACUAUAAUAAGGAUGAAGCUAUCUGAGGAAGACAUCAUCCCUCUGGAAUCGUGUCAGUGUGAGGAGAUUCUAGAGAUUGUCAUCCUGCCUCUAGCCCACCAUUUUCUGGCUUUGGGAGAAAACAACAAAGCCUUAUAUUACUUCCUAGAAAUUGCAUCUGCAUACCUCAUCCUGGGUGAUAGUUAUAUGGCAUAUAUGUAUUUGAAUGAAGGAGAGAAAUUGCUGAAAACUCUCAAGAGGAGAAAAUCUUGGAGUGAGACUUUUGAGUUUGCCACAUUUUACAGCCUCAAAGGUCAGGUCUGUUUCAAUAUGGGCCACAUGGUGCUUGCCAAGGAAAUGCUGAGAAAGGCAUUGAAGCUCCUCAACCGAAUCUUUCCUUAUAGCUUAAUCUCUCUAUUUCUCCAGACCCAUGUGGAGAAAAAUAGACACUAUCAUUAUAUGAAUCAGCAGGCCCAAGAGAGCUCACCUCCAGGGAAGAAGAGGUUGGCACAGCUCUACCAGCAGAUCACCUGCUUCUCCUUGCUGUGGCAGAUCUACAGCUUAAAUUAUUUUUUUCACUGCAAGUAUUUUAGCCACCUGGCCGCUCUGAUGCAAGUGAACACCGCCCAUGAAACUCAAGAUGAUUUCCAGAUCAUUAAGGCCUACCUGGACUACUCGCUGUACCACCAGCUGGCCGGCUACCAGGGCGUGUGGUUCAAAUAUGAAGUUAUGGCCAUGGAACAAAUCUUCAACCUCCCCCUGAAAGCCGAGGGCAUUGAAAUUGUGUCAUAUGUGGCUGAUACACUGAGCUACAUCAAGCUCAUAAUGGGUCACUUGGACUUGGCCAUUGAUUUAGGCUCUCGUGCCCACAAGAUGUGGACAUUGCUCCGGAAUCCCAAGAAACACCGUCAUGUCCUCUGCUGGCUUAGUAGAUCUAUCUUCUUGAAAAGCAGACCCAAGCAAUUGAUCCAGGUGCUGGGGUGGCUAUGGGAUCUCUCUGUAGCAGAAGAGCACAUCUACAGCAAGGCAUUUUUCUAUUUUGUCUGCCUGGACAUCAUGCUUUAUUCUGGCUUUAUUUAUAGGACAUUUGAAGAGUGUUUGGAAUUUGUACAAGAAAAUGAAGACAACAGAAUCCUCAAGUUCCACAGUGGAAUCCUCCUGGGACUUUAUUCGUGUGUAGCUAUCUGGUAUGCCAGACUGCAGGAUUGGGACAAGUUCCACAUAUUUUCUAAUAGAGCUAAAAAUCUAGUGCCAAGAAGAACUCCAACAGCUCUUUACAGUGAAGGGAUCAGUAGGUACAUGGAGGCACAGGUUCUCUACCUGCAAAAACAAAUUGACGAACAAUCUGCAAAUGCUCAGGACACUGGUGUUGAGCUACUCAAGAACUUGGAAAGUCUGGUGGCACAAGCUACCACUGGCCCUGUCUUCUACCCAAGGCUGUAUCACCUGAUGUCUUAUGUCUGUAUACUCAUGGGAGAUGGACAGAACUGCAACCUCUUCCUGAACACGGCCUUGCAGCUCUCCGAGACACAAGGCAAUGCAUUGGAGCACUGCUGGCUGACCAUGAACAAAGAAUGGUGGUACUCCAACUCUGGGCUCACUGAAGACCAAUGGUUUCAAACAGUCUUGAAUCUCCCAACCUGGGAAAAAGUUGUGUCAGGCAAGGUAAACACACAGGAGCUUCCAAAGAACAAAUUCCUAAUGAAAGUUAAUAUCCUGGUCAAUCCUUUUUAACAUUUUGUGGAAGAGAACAAAGAUUUUACUAAGACUCAUUCUCUUGUGAUUAUUCAUUAUUAACCUUUCUCCAUAGCCAGCAUCCUUCAACUACCUACACGCCCUUCCAUUCCAGACACAAAAUCAGAAAUCAGACAUGUUGGUUUCUUUUCCUUGGGGAGGGUCCGAAAAGGUGGACAGUGUCAUGCUGUUCUCUCUCCGAUAUUUGCACAGAUUGCUUUUGCCUUUCAUGUUGUUUUAACUUGUCCUGUUUAUUGCAGCCCACACGAAAUUGUAUCAUAUGGGAAAAUAAUAUCAUCAUAAUGGUACACGUUGCUAUGGAAAUACUCUUAGUUAUCUAUUAAACUGAAAAUAUUUAUUUCUAAAUGUUCAAUUCUUCAAUUGUUUGUAUGAUAGCACAGCAUUAUAACAAAUAGCAAAUUCCUGUCAUGGUCUUAAAAACAAGAUUAAAAGACACA
This is a messenger RNA of Talpa occidentalis (Iberian mole), 5606 nucleotides long. It is a transcript of the gene ADCY10, whose product is annotated as adenylate cyclase 10. The record is from RefSeq and is a predicted model, not a curated record. NCBI's taxonomy places the organism in Eukaryota, Metazoa, Chordata, Mammalia, Eulipotyphla, Talpidae. Gene Ontology annotation, biological process: cyclic nucleotide biosynthetic process; intracellular signal transduction. The transcript has 34 exons. Gene Ontology annotation, cellular component: cytoplasm. Gene Ontology annotation, molecular function: adenylate cyclase activity. The coding region runs from base 319 to 5148 and encodes 1609 amino acids.